Messenger RNA from Meloidogyne enterolobii, 1891 nucleotides. NCBI's taxonomy places the organism in Eukaryota, Metazoa, Nematoda, Chromadorea, Rhabditida, Meloidogynidae. The record is from the annotation of a GenBank genome assembly.
AUGAAUCGUUCCGGUGUUUCUUUGAAUUCUGAACAGAAAAUGAAAUUAAUUGGUUGGGUAUUUCUAGAUUUUCUUUUUAAAUUCUCAAAUCUUUUAGAAGCUAUACAUGAACGUCCACAAAUUUGGGACAGUUCUUACGAAGGUUUUCGAAGCAAUCCAACACGUCAGGGUGCAUUCAAUGAAGUUGCUGAAUUGCUUUCUGAGGGCGGAACAGAAAUUUUUACAAGAAUUCAAGUGCAAGAAGAGUGGGGGAAACUUCGUUAUUGUUUUACUCGAAUAGUCAAAAAACUUUAUGAUGAAGGAUAUAUUAGCCCGAAUGGGACUGUUUUACAAUUAAAUCCGGACCAUCAAUUAAUUACUUGGCCAUAUUGGCAACCUAUGAAUUUUUUGUUGGAAGGAGUGGCUUUGCAAUUGUGUAGUACUCGAGGGGGAGGUGGAGGUGGAAGUAAUUAUGGGGGAGAUGAUGGAGUUGGAGAUGUUAACAAUAAAGGGAAUACACGUCAAAAUAGUGAGGAACCUGAUAAUCACAAAAUUCGUCGUAGUCGAAAAGGUAUGAGAGGAGGCUUAUCAUCUGCAAUUACUCACAAACACAACAAAUCAACAAAUAGUUAUUUGGCUAUUGAAGAAGAUUUGUCUAGUCUGUCUAACCCCAAAACUCAAUCAACAAACGAUUUAUUAAUGUCUAAUUUACUCAGUUCUUUCGCUCCCCAAGAUUUGCUUUUGUCCAAUUUUAAUGCUUUAAAUGAACAAUUUCACCCACAAAAAAUGGAGGAUGAUAUUGAGACAAUUAUUGUGGAUACUGAUUUAAAUAAAAAAUCAAAAGAGGAAAAUGAAGAGUUAAAAAAUGUUGAAAUUGAACAACAAAAUAAGCGGCAACAAAAUAUUCGAGGGGAAGAAAAUAAUGAGGAUGUUGUUGUUACUAAUGAGAAUUUGAAGGGGAAAAGGAAGAGAAGGAAGGAUGAUAUUUAUGGUAGUAAAGAAAGAUAUCUCGUUAAGAUCGUUAAAGGACACCCCUUGGGAGCUGAAAAAUCGUAUACCUCAAAAACAGAGAUGACACGGGCUGAUUCGUUGAGUGGUUUGGAUUUAUUACUUCGACAACGUAUUGAAGUGACAAAUGGACAAAUUACAACUAACGGGCAUGAAAACCAUAAUCAUCAACAACCUCAACGUCAACAGCAACGUUCCUCAUAUUCUCCAGCGCCUUUAGAACCUUCAAAUACAACAAAAACUAAAUUAUUAAAUACAAAUUCUUUAAGUGGAAGUGAAGGAAGUGGAGGAGGAGUUACUAUUUGUGGUACUAAUUCUGUUUGUGGAGGUGGAGGGGGAACGAUUGAUGAUGUUAAUGAAUCUUUUGGUCGUUGUAUUGUUCAUCAACUCCAAAUGGUUGCAAAGAAAGAUGCUCUUUUAUGCGUGCAAAUGCGAAAAAAAUUAUUGGAAGUUUGUUUUGAAUAUGAAAUGCAAGCUUGUAAAAUUUCAAAGACUGAUGAUUAAAAUUUUAAAAAUAAAAAGUCACUUUCCCUCUUUUUUUCCACUCACUUUGUGCUAUUACCUUUUUUUGUUUUAAUUUUAUUUUUGCAUUUAUUUUGUCACUUUGUCACUACAAUUAUUUUUUCUCUUUUUUUUUGAUAAAUUAAAUAUACCUCAGAAAUAUUUUAUUAAUUAUAACAAAUAGCUUUAGCGGAUCCAGGGAAGUCCUGUAUAUUCGAAACGAAAAUUUCGAAUAUCCGCUUUUUUGCGGAUGCGAAAAAUCUUUUUCAUUUGCGUGCAGCUUUGAUGCGGAUUCGCCAACCGUAUUGCCAAAAAGACCAGGGAAGGAAAAACAAAAGGAAAAGGUAUAAAAGCCCGAUAAAAAAUACGCAGAAAUUUCUGGCAAAAAAUGUAGGAUAAUCGU